AUGCUGAUCCGGCAAAUUCAGAAUCCGUAACAGAAAUAAAUAAUGUCGAAACUAGAACAAUGACUAACUAAGUUAUCAUACGAGUCUUCAUUACAAGUCAUUAGUCGCACUAUUCCGGUCGUAGUAAUUUUAAUGUUAACAAGAAGUCAGUACGUGCUUUACAUUUCACCAGACCGUUUCAAGGGAGUCGGACAGUUCUUAAAAUGUUCGAACGUGCCGGCCGCGAGUAGUGCAGAAAUAUGGACAUUAUUUCCUGCGACGAAUCUCCCAAUUUAAAUCAUGGGGGCCAUCAAGGAGCAACUAGAAAACAACGAAAAAACCCUAUUACCACAAGAAAUCGGCACCGAUUACACUUUUAAGCGAAAAAUCGUCUGGCCCAAUGCCAUCGGAUUCCUCGUGCUGCAUUUCCUGGCAUUCUACGGGGUGUACCGGGUGGGAAAAGCGCACUGGUGGACCGCCUUGUGGGCUCUCACCGUAACGGUGGUUUCGGGCGAAGGUGUGACUCUGGGGGCCCACAGGAUGUACUCGCACAAGGCCUUCAAAGGGAGCUGGCUGAUCCGCUUCGUCGUCAUCGUUCUGCACACCAUUGCGGGGCAGAACUGCCUGUACGUAUGGGUCCGGGACCACCGACAGCACCACAGAUACAGCGACACCGACGCCGACCCCCACAACUCCAACAGGGGCUUCUUCUUCUCACAUAUCGGCUGGCUGAUGAGCAAAAAGCAUCCGGCCGUCAUCAGCAAGGGCAAAACCAUCGACCUGAGCGACCUAGAGAACGACUUCCUCGUCAUGUUCCAGAAGGAACACUACAAAUUCUUGUAUAUUAUCUUCGCUAUUGGCAUUCCCAUCGCUGUUCCGAUCUAUGGGUGGAAUGAGACUUUCAUCAACUCGUUGUUCGUCAGCUACUUCGCGAGGUACAUUUUGCAGUUGCAUGCGACGUGGUUAAUCAACAGUGCGGCGCAUCUUUACGGAACGAAACCAUACGACAAGUUCAUGAAUCCCGUGGAGAAUCGUCUUAUUUCGAUGAUAGCUCUAGGGGAGGGAUGGCACAACUACCAUCAUGCUUUUCCGUCAGAUUACCGGGCCGCCGAGUACGGAGUAAGGUAUUCGGUGACGACUUUCGUCAUAGACGUUCUUGCGUUUCUGGGGUUAGUAUACGACUUGAAGGAGGUGAAAGGCGAUGUGGUCAAAACGAGGGUGGUGAAAAAAGGCGACGGAAGUCAUCCGAUGUUUUCGAAUCAAAGUGAGGCCGAAGUGGACCCGGCGGAUCUGCUGAACAGCCCGGAGUUUGACGACAAAACCAAUUUAGAAAUCAGUGCCAGACACGUUACUGCUAGUGGAUGACUAGUUCGAAAGCAAAUUACCAAAUAUUUUUACAAACCGUCAAGACUUUGUGUUAUUUAAUAUUGUAUUAAUGCUAGGAAAAUUGAAUCUCAAAUAAAAUAAUCGGUAGUUAGUGUUAUCAUAAUGGGUUAAGUAUUUUACUUGAGGGGCAAUUUUUGCAAAAAUGUACUUAAUCUGUUUUCACAACAAUAAAAAUGCGUAAAACUUA
Zophobas morio is the source of this 1552-nucleotide messenger RNA. RefSeq names its product acyl-CoA Delta-9 desaturase-like. Gene Ontology annotation, cellular component: endoplasmic reticulum membrane. The coding region runs from base 280 to 1344 and encodes 354 amino acids. NCBI's taxonomy places the organism in Eukaryota, Metazoa, Arthropoda, Insecta, Coleoptera, Tenebrionidae. Gene Ontology annotation, molecular function: iron ion binding; stearoyl-CoA 9-desaturase activity. The record is from RefSeq and is a predicted model, not a curated record. Gene Ontology annotation, biological process: unsaturated fatty acid biosynthetic process. The transcript is spliced from 6 exons.